AUGGACGCUUCAAGUACUUCUGAACAGCAGGGAACAGUCUUUCUUUCCAACAAGGAGGAGGUGUACAGGAUUCCUGCUCUGUGUUAUGACCAAGAAAAAAGCGUUCUGCUGGCCUUUGCAGAGAAGCGGAAAACCUCAAAUGAUGCCAGUGCGGAGGUGCUGGUUAUGAAAACAGGAACUCUGAUUAAAGACGAAACCACUCAUGAAAUAAGUGUUAAGUGGUCAAUGUCCAGAAACGUGGUGGAGAAGGUCCAUCUUGGUGGAUAUCGUCCCAUGAAUCCAUGCCCAGUCUAUGAAAGAACAACCAAAACACUCUUUCUGUUUUUCAUCUGUGUUGAAGGCAAUGUUUCAGAACCAUGGCAAAGGUUCUGGGGCAUCAACAAGGCCCGUCUCUGCUACAUCACAACCAGGGAUGCUGGUGAGACCUGGAGCUCAGUCACCGAUUUGACAAUAAAUUUUCCUCAAAUGAAAAAGUGGGCAACGUUCGCAGUCGGACCGGGCCACGGCAUCCAAACAGAGAGCGGCAGAUUGAUCGUUCCAGCCUAUGCUUAUGGGUCUCGCUCCCCCUCAUGCUUCUGUAUAUCGUGUUUUUUUGCGGUUUCACGUGCGCUCUGCUUUUACAGCGACGAUAACGGUAUGACGUGGCAGUCUGGCAACAUGCUGGACGACAAAUCGGUUGAAUGUGAAAUGGCUGAGGUUUUGGAUGGCAAAGGCUCCUGGUACAUUUAUUGCAACGCCCGGAAUGAGAGAGGUUAUAGAGUGGAGGCCGUCAGUGACAACAGAGGAGAAGAUUUCCUCACCCUUCCAUCCGCUGGGAAGCUUGUGGAAACAGGUGGAGGCUGUCAGGGGAGUGUGGUUUCCUUUCCAGAUCAAUCUGGCAUGGCAGGUUCAAACCAGGCGCCUAGUUGGCUCCUGUACUCCCAUCCCACCAGUCAGUCCAAAAGGGUGGAUUUAGGGGUGUAUCUGAACAAAUCCCCACUGGAUCCAAAUGCAUGGAGCCAGCCUUGGAUCAUUAAUGAGGGUCCCAGUGGUUACUCUGACCUGGCAUACCUUGAUGAUGGUUGGUUUGCAUGCCUGAUGGAGCGUGGUGAAGCGUCUGAAAUUGAACAAAUAGCAUGCCAAGUCUUUAGCUACUAUCAAGUAAGCAAAUUCAUUAGAAACUGACUCUCAGUUAUUUUUAAUUUUAUGGUGACAGCAUUUUAAUGGGCUCCUAGAACUG
Messenger RNA from Fundulus heteroclitus (mummichog), 1219 nucleotides. RefSeq names its product sialidase-4-like. The record is from RefSeq and is a predicted model, not a curated record. The transcript is spliced from 2 exons. Gene Ontology annotation, cellular component: membrane; lysosome; cytoplasm. Gene Ontology annotation, biological process: oligosaccharide catabolic process; ganglioside catabolic process. Gene Ontology annotation, molecular function: exo-alpha-sialidase activity. Lineage: Eukaryota; Metazoa; Chordata; Actinopteri; Cyprinodontiformes; Fundulidae. Bases 1 to 1164 code for a protein of 387 amino acids.